GCGGGUUGCUCAUAACUGCACUCUUUGUUGCGUUUAGAAAAUGUUGGCAUGUUGCUUCCUUUUAUUGUACAAACUUUCCACCUCUAGAAAUCCCAGUAUUGCAAAAAAAUGGGUUGACACUGGGUUUUUGCUUUCUCUUUGAUUUUACUGCUCAUAAAGCUCUUCAGUCUAGAGGUGAUCUAAAGGAGAGAUGGCAGAUCGUCCAGAUGAAAACACAGCAUUGAUUAAUAACAAAGCCCACAAAAUCAGAAAUGGAAGGCUUUUCCUUGCUGUGUUUUCAGCUGUUUUGGGAAAUUUUAAUUUCGGCUUUGCUCUGGUUUUCCCUUCGCCUGUGAUUCCUAAACUUCAACUGGAGGAUGAUCCUCAACUGCGAUUGAACGUCCCACAGAUAUCAUGGUUUGGUUCAAUUUUCACCCUUGGUGCAGCUUUAGGUGGUCUCAGCGCUAUGAUAUUGAAUGACAGACUCGGAAGGAAGCUGAGCAUCAUGGUGUCUGCUGUGCCAUCCGUUGUAGGUCUCCUUGUGAUGGGAGCCGCACAAAACUUUUGGAUGUUAUUAUGGGGACGAUUUCUGACUGGCAUCGCUGGUGGUAUGACUGCUGGAUCAAUUCCUGUCUAUGUGUCAGAGAUUUCUCACCCAUCUGUGAGGGGAGCUUUGGGUUCAUGUCCUCAGAUCACAGCCGUCUUUGGAAGUCUAGCACUUUACGCUCUUGGUUUGGUUUUGCCGUGGAGGUGGUUGGCCGUGGCUGGGGAAGUUCCUGUUGUUAUCAUGUUGAUUUUGCUUUGCUUCAUGCCAACCUCUCCACGUUACCUCAUCAUGAAAGGGAACCGACCGAAAGCGAUUCGAUCACUAGAAUGGCUCAGGGGACCCAAUUCAGAUUACAUGACUGAGUUCGAGAAGAUCGAACGAAGUAUCAACGCACAGGGUGUUCAAUGGAGUGAUCUUAGAAUGCCGUUAUACUAUAAACCGAUCCUAAUAUCGGUCUUCAUGAGGUUCCUGCAGCAGAUGACGGGUAUAACACCAAUUCUGGUUUAUCUAGAGCCCAUCUUCCACCUGACCGAUAUAUCACUGAAACCAAAAUAUGACGCGGCAUUAGUAGGAGCUGUAAGAUUGAUCUCUGUCACUAUCGCUGCUAGUUUGAUGGACAAAGCCGGUCGAAAAGCUCUACUGUUAACGUCAGGAUUUUUGAUGUAUAUAGCCAUGCUCACAAUGACCAUGUACACCCACAAAACACCUUGCAACCAGGGAAAUUUGACCCUAACAGUCAUGAAUGAUAGCUAUGGAGCGUCUGUGGAUCCUGCAUUCAAUCCAAUCACUCUCAUCCCUCUCAUUAGCAUGAUGGUCAUCAUAUUCGGUUAUGCUAUGGGUUGGGGUCCCAUCACAUGGCUGUUAAUGUCUGAGAUUUUGCCUUUGGGUGCGAGAGGAGUCGCAUCUGGUUUGUGUGUGGGUGUGAGUUGGAUUACAGCUUUCAUUCUGACGCAACUCUUCAUGCACGUGGUGCAUGCCUAUGGACUCUUUGUACCCUUCCUGUUCUUCUGCAUCAUCACAGUAGUGAACAUUAUUUUCACGGCUAAAUGUGUGCCAGAAACUAAAGGCCGAACUUUGGAGGAAAUUGAGAACUACUUCAGGACUGGCCGAAGCUUCACCAUUCAUGAUCCUUAAUAUAUAUAAAUAUAUAUAAAUGGACAUACGUACAUACAUGCGUGUGUGUGGCAGAUACAUAGACAGACAGAUGAACAAAUAUUUCAACUCCAUUAUUGAUUUAUUUUAUAGGCUUCUGUAAAAAGAAUGUACAUAUUGUGUAAAAACUGAUUUUCACUUCACAAUUUGUAAAAUCUGUAAAUGCAAAAUACUACAUUAAUAUUUUUUAAGGACA
Misgurnus anguillicaudatus (oriental weatherfish) is the source of this 1874-nucleotide messenger RNA. RefSeq names its product solute carrier family 2 member 6 (gene slc2a6). Gene Ontology annotation, cellular component: membrane. The record is from RefSeq and is a predicted model, not a curated record. Gene Ontology annotation, molecular function: transmembrane transporter activity. Gene Ontology annotation, biological process: transmembrane transport. NCBI's taxonomy places the organism in Eukaryota, Metazoa, Chordata, Actinopteri, Cypriniformes, Cobitidae.